AUAAAUGAAGAAGAUGGAUUUAGUAAUGAAAUCUGACUACAUUACAAGGCAUAUAUCAGAGACCUGAGAUAUCUUUGCAGCUAUUUUUUCCUUCUUUUUCUCUUCAUGGAAAGAAUGCUAUCUCAAUGAUCUGUUGGGUGAGAAGCUCAAUUUAAAGAAAAAUGAACAUGAGACUUUAGGCUCAUUUUAACCAAAGUAAGAUGGUUUUUCGUUUUGUAAAACAAUAUAUUAUUUAUUUCAUUCUCAAGGUUGAAGGCACUAGGGCCUGGCAAAGAUUUUUUUUUUUUUUUAGUUCCCCACUGUGGCUGCUACAUUCAUACUCACUUCCUUCUGGUCUUGUGAUGAGCUAAGCAAACCAGACUCCAACAGGAACCCUCCACACUGGUGGCUGUUUCCAUUGUAGCAUGUAUUUGUCAUGUUCAUCUUCCUUUCUGACAGUUCAUCUUCAUCUUGGUUUACGGCAUGGAUCAAAGAGAAAUUAUCAUGAAAAACCUGAAAAGGAUCAGAAACAGAAACCUCAACAAGGAAGAAUUCACCAGUGAAUAUUUGAAACUGAAGCGGCAAUCAGCGACCUAUAGAGCAGAGAAAAUUUACCCAACAACUGUGUCUGAGAGACCUGAAAAUAGCAGCAAAAAUCGUUAUAAAGACAUCUUACCAUAUGACCAUACCAGAGUGAAGCUCUCUUUUAUCACAUCAGAUAAAGAUUCUGAUUACAUCAAUGCAAAUUUUAUCAAGGGCGUAUAUGAGCCAAGAACCUACAUUGCUACCCAGGGUCCACUUUCUACAACUGUUGUAGAUUUCUGGAGGAUGAUUUGGGAAUAUAAAAUCUUGAUCAUUGUCAUGGCUUGCAUGGAAUUUGAAAUGGGAAAGAAAAAAUGUGAACGUUACUGGGUUGAUGUGGAUGAAUCCCCAUUGCAGUUAGGCCCUUUCUUCAUUAUCUGUGAGGCGGAAGAAAAAAGACAGGACUAUGUGAUUCGCAAGUUGAAAGUGAAAGUGAAUGACAGUGAAAUCAGAAGCGUCUACCAUUUUCAUUAUAAAAAUUGGCCAGACCAUGAUGUUCCAUCUUCAAUCAACUCUAUUUUUAAGUUCAUAAAUGAGAUGCAUUGCUACCAAGCAAACCAUGAUGUACCUAUCUGUGUACACUGCAGUGCGGGCUGUGGACGAACAGGAGUGAUAUGUGCCAUUGAUUAUACUUGGACUUUGCUAAGAGACAGUAUUCUACCAAUGAACUUCAGUAUUUUUAAUAUGAUUCAGGAAAUGCGCACGCAGAGACCUUUGGUGGUACAAACUCAGGGUCAGUAUAAGUUGGUCUAUGAUGCAGUGAUCGAACUCUUUCAAAGGCAGAUUGAAGCAUUCGCCAGUCAUUCUGAUCCUGUUGUUAUAGAGACCGGAAUAAACCGUCCUGUAGCCAAUAUACCUCAGGAUCCAAAUAGGGAAAAGUCUUGUAUAAAACAAUCAAACAGUUCUGUACAAGAGCAUCAGGAUAAAUCUCGGUGUCCCAAUUGUGCCACACAAAGCUUAAACAUCCUUGAUCGAAACAGAGAUGGUGCUUCUUUGGUCAGGCCAGCACUUUCUGUUGGAGCACUGAACCCUACUGCUGGCAGAAACACAGGAUGGGAUUCUUGGUUGGCAAAACAGCCACUCCACAAACAUCGCAGUUUGGACUUCAGUUAUUGUUUUUCAGUUGAUCGGCUUCUCACUGUGGAAAUGGAUGAUAAAACUGGGAAGGGCUUAGAUACCAAAGUGCACCCUAUCCAGACCGAAUCUACUCCUUUUCAAUCAGUUUCACAGAAAACACUGCAGCCAUUGACAAAAAUGGAUUCAGAAUCUGGCCAGUGUGGAGGCUUUCAACUUGAUUCAAACCUUUCAAAAAAGCUGACAAACAAUGCCCCACACUACAAGCGCAAGGAUUUGUGCCACAAGGAGUGCAUAUGGUCAUCAGAGGACUACAUAGAUUCAUCAGAGGACUACAUAGAUUCAUCAGAGGACUACAUAGAGUCAUCAGAGGACUGCAUAGGGUCAUCAGAAGACCCCUACUUUUACACUCUCUCAUCAGAAGAACUAUGCGUCCCAGCAUAUCCUGCUCUCAAUUCCCUUAGAACAGUUCCUUCACCUUCUGCUGUGGCCUUUACAGGCCAGGCUUUGGAGAGCUCAGAGGCCAGCUACCCAUUGUUCAACCCUCCAGCCCAGGAUACUCGUCCUUUGGAUACAGUCUGCCACAGUUCUCCCCAGCAUGAUGAAGAUAUUCCUCCUCCCCUGCCUGAGAGAACCCCUGAAUCUUUUAUUGUACUUGGAGAAGAGAAUGAGCUCCAGCAAUCGGAUAAACCUUUGUUAGCAGUUUCAGAUCAUCAGCUACCAUCUAAAAACAACAAAUCAAAAAUCUCUACAGAAUGGAGCAGCCUGUCUCAGCUGAGAUUUUCUGAUGACUCAGUGAGACUGAGACCCAAUAAGAGUGGAAAGCUACAGAGACCUAGAUCAGAAUUUCACUGGAACCGAUCUUCUUCACCGCCUACUCCCCCACUUCCGGAAAGAACUCCUGAAUCAUUUCUUCUUGCAGAUGAGGACUCUUGUCCAUCUGUUACAAACAAUGCAGUGAACCUUGGCAACCUUCAGAUUAAAUCAGCAAAGGAGACAACAAAAGAAGCAGGCAACUUCAGAAGGAGCAAGAGUUUGAAAAUUUUACGAAAUGUGAAAAACUGUAUUUGGAAUCCAUCUUCGUUAGUAAACGCUCCGGAGCAUAAUCAGUCAAAUCAUCACAGCUCUAUUCUGAGUUUUGGCUUUGCAAACCGAUUCUCCAAACCCAAAGGACCAAGAAAUCCACCAUCAAAUUGGAAUAUUUAAGAAGAAUUUCUUAUCUCUAGUCCUGUAGACUUGCCUUGCUGAUGUUUUUUUUGUUUGUUUCCAAUAAACAGCAUUAUUUUGAACAAAAAACUUGUAUUAUGGUAUUUAGUCUUGUAUGCUGCAUCUUCUUAGUAAAAUUAAUAUACAAUAUAAUCUCACCUGUCCAUCUGAUUUGGAUUGCAUGUCAUGCUGAGGAAAUGAAAUCAGAGAGCUUUUGUGCUACUUCCAAUACUUGUUUCC
Molecule: messenger RNA, 3081 nt
Organism: Pantherophis guttatus
Lineage: Eukaryota; Metazoa; Chordata; Lepidosauria; Squamata; Colubridae
Gene: PTPN22
Product: protein tyrosine phosphatase non-receptor type 22
Biological process (GO): T cell receptor signaling pathway; negative regulation of T cell activation; protein dephosphorylation
Cellular component (GO): nucleus; cytoplasm
Molecular function (GO): non-membrane spanning protein tyrosine phosphatase activity
Source: RefSeq, a predicted model, not a curated record